Molecule: messenger RNA, 1223 nt
Organism: Nicotiana tabacum (common tobacco)
Lineage: Eukaryota; Viridiplantae; Streptophyta; Magnoliopsida; Solanales; Solanaceae
Source: RefSeq, a predicted model, not a curated record
ACUCCCCCAAAAUCCCAAUUACUAUGACCUCGUUAAUGAUAAUGGAAAAAAUGUCAGGUGGCGUUUGCCAUUACAAUUGAGACUGGGGUCGACGUUUUAUGAAAUUAUAUCCUCAGUACACUUCAUGGGACAACUCAAAAGUCCCGGAAAGGCCACUUGUGAUUGGAUAUGUGUCUCCUGAUUAUUUUACUCACUCUGUCUCAUACUUCAUCGAAGCACCACUUGUCUAUCACGACUACGCAAACUACAAGGUGGUGGUUUAUUCAGCUGUUGUAAAGGCAGAUGCAAAAACAAACAGGUUUAGGGACAAAGUCUUGAAAAAAGGUGGUGUCUGGAGGGAUAUCUACGGGAUUGAUGAGAAAAAGGUCUCCAGCAUGAUUAGAGAAGAUAAAGUUGAUAUUAUGGUUGAACUUACAGGUCACACUGCAAAUAAUAAACUGGGAACGAUGGCUUGCCGACCUGCGCCUGUACAGGUGAUCUUUAUCUUAUGCCCCAACUUGGUUGUUUCUGGUUUCAAUAUUGCUGCUCUGAGGCCUAACUGCACCACAUUAGAUAUGUUUUGUCUUUUAAGGGAAAGAGCUGGCCUUUCAUUUUUUUAAUAAUACUUUUAUGGGGAAUGGUUAAGUUGUCUCGCGUAAAUUGAGAAACUGGAAUUCAGUGGUUCUUUUUCUUUUAUUAGGCUUAUUGGUAGUCCCAAGGAAAUGUCUCUCCCAUCUUUUCUUGGAUGUUGUGCUUCCAAGAACUUGACCAAUUAGAGAUAGAUGUGUAGCAUGAUGUUUUUGUCUAUUACCACCCUUCUUCUAAAAGAAUGUUUGAGGUUUGGUGUGCAUCAUGAAAUAAAGAGGUAUGAGUGUGUAUGCAUUGGGUCUCAUUGCGAAUUAUGUUGGAGUAACUUUCGACCAUGCUAUAGCCUAGUAGUUUCAUAUGACUACCAAAUUGUCAAUCUUAUUGAGUAUGAAGAAAAAAUACAUACUUUACAUUCUUUGGUCAUAUGAGGAUUUUGUUCUAAGAUACAUGGUUAACAGUGCUACUGGGAGUCUAGGAGAAUCACAUGGGUGGUUGGAAUAUCUCUAUAAAACAGCUGUCCUACGCUUGCCUGUCAACUCAAAAUUUCCAUUUGAAAUUGGGAAGUUAAUUAGUCCAGUAAGACAUAUUUGAAAUCAAGGUGAAGCUUCUCUGAAAUUUGGGGAACAAUUUGAAAGCACACGUGAUGUCAUACUUAU